AUGCGUGUUUCUACUCUUCUCCCUUUCCUGCUGGCCGCUGCCCCGGCUGUGGUCUCUGCCCGUGGUACCCUGGGCUUCUCCCUCGGAGACAAGAACCCCGACGGAAAGUGCAAGACCACCAGCGACUAUGAACAAGACUUCGAUGACCUGAAGGACUUGGCCACCCUGGUCCGCACCUACUCCGGCACUGAGUGCAACACUCCCUCGCAAAUCCUCCCGGCCGCUAAGAAGAAGGGCUUCAAGGUCGUUCUUGGUAUUUGGGUCGGCCCCCAGGACAAGAGCGACAUGAGCACCAACGACCCAUCCUUCGCCAAGGACUUCGCUGCUCUGAAGAAGGCCGUCCCCGGCUACGAGGACGUCGUCGAGGCUAUCACCGUCGGCUCUGAGACCCUUUACCGUGGUGACCAGACCGGUCCCUCUCUGCACAAGUACAUUGGCCUCGUCGCCAAGGAGUUCAAGGGCGUGACCGUCGGUACCGCCGACAGCUGGAACAAGUUUGCCGACGGCACUGCCGACGACCUGUUCACCACCGACACCGAUGAUGCCCCCAUGGUUACCUACGUCCUGGCCAACGCAUUCGCUUACUGGCAGGGAACUGCUGUUGACAAGGCCUACCAGACCUACUUCAACGACAUGGAGGGUGCUAUGUCGCACAUCCAGAAGAUUGCCGGCAAGAACGCUGACAAGAUCCGCAUUAUCACCGGCGAGACUGGCUGGCCCACUGACGGUGGUACUGACUACGAGGCUGCUAUUGCUGGCACUAAGAACGCUGAGCACUUCUGGAAGACCGGUGUCUGCGGAUGCUUGCCUGGGGCCUACGAUGAGUCCUGGAAGCCCGACAGCGUUGGUGACAACGGCAAGCCCCAGAGCGAGAAGCACUGGGGUCUGCGCACUGCCGACCGCAAGUCCAAGUUCGACACCACUUGCCCCAAAUAG
This is a messenger RNA of Penicillium chermesinum, 936 nucleotides long. RefSeq names its product 1,3-beta-glucanosyltransferase Bgt1 (gene bgt1). Gene Ontology annotation, molecular function: glucan endo-1,3-beta-D-glucosidase activity; 1,3-beta-glucanosyltransferase activity. Gene Ontology annotation, biological process: carbohydrate metabolic process; cell wall organization. The transcript is spliced from 3 exons. Gene Ontology annotation, cellular component: cell surface; fungal-type cell wall; extracellular region. NCBI's taxonomy places the organism in Eukaryota, Fungi, Ascomycota, Eurotiomycetes, Eurotiales, Aspergillaceae. The coding region runs from base 1 to 936 and encodes 311 amino acids. The record is from RefSeq and is a predicted model, not a curated record.